Physeter macrocephalus (sperm whale) is the source of this 2786-nucleotide messenger RNA. It is a transcript of the gene RHOG, whose product is annotated as ras homolog family member G. Gene Ontology annotation, biological process: Rac protein signal transduction; establishment or maintenance of cell polarity; engulfment of apoptotic cell. NCBI's taxonomy places the organism in Eukaryota, Metazoa, Chordata, Mammalia, Artiodactyla, Physeteridae. Gene Ontology annotation, molecular function: GTP binding; protein kinase binding; GTPase activity. The coding region runs from base 1526 to 2194 and encodes 222 amino acids. Gene Ontology annotation, cellular component: cell projection; cytoplasmic vesicle; cytoskeleton. The transcript is spliced from 2 exons. The record is from RefSeq and is a predicted model, not a curated record.
CUUCAGAUUCCGUCAGACUUCAGACACGAACCCUCCGUCACCCUCUUCUUGCGUCCUCUUCAGUCCCUUCCCCCCCCCCCCCACAGUCAUGCCUGGGCCCUGACCUCUCACCUACCCUGCUUCUCUGUCCAUCUCUGUCCUCUCCCAGUGGCCUUCCCCCUCCCUUCCGUGCCCAGCUUCUGGCUCCUGCACACAUAUCCGGAUCCCUCUCUUUUCCUUUCCUUUCUGCCACUUAUCUGCAGUUUUGGGGAGCCUUUUCAGACCUCCCUAGUUCAGAGAGGCAGGCUGCAGCCUCCCCUUGAUAGAGGUGAUGAAAGGGCUGGAAAACCUCUGUAUAUGUGUAUGUGCAUGCAAGUGUCUGCAUGUCCACAUCUUUAUCUUUUGGAGACAAAAUAACUGCCCUCAGCCUCGUGAGGGCCCAGAGCAGGGGAAGCCAGCAGAAUGAAGGGAACCUGCAGUGGGUGAGGUUGUGGUUAGGUAGGAGGAAGCAGUCUGUAGCAGUUAGGGUAUCAGGGUAGAGUGACACAGGAAUAGGACUGGUGAGAGAGGCCGUGGGAAAUCAAAAUCCCCUCGACCUUUGGGUGCUUGAUCAAGAGGCCAGGCCUGGAGGGUGGGGGACAGCCUAAAGGUCCCUGACUCCAGUGCUCACUGGUUCCAGCACCACCUGAUGGGGACAAUGGGACCAGGUCAGCUAGGUAUGAUGGAAGGAAAGGGAGAAGUAAAGGCAGGAUUCUGGAGAGAAGACUGUAGCUGGUCUAACUUCAGUCUUAACUGUGGUAGUUACAAUUCAGGAAAAAAAGAAGGGUAUGAGGCAAAGGUGUCUGCCCCCUCUUUCCUGCUGCCUUCCAAGCCUGCCCAGGCCAGAUUCCCACGUGCCCAGGGCUGCAUCAAGGCCUUGGUGACCAGGAAGCUCUCUGGAGUUCUGCUCACCCUUCUGCCUUCACGCAUCCUUAAUAUUCCCCCCUCACCUAGGACCCUAUUCCCUCUCUUUCGAGAAUUUCUUCCAAGUCUAACUGCAGUCCAGCCUGGCUCUAUAAGCUCUUGCUGUUCCCAUUCUAGAGCUCCUUCUUUAAGCCUUUGGGAUGCAUGCUGAGAGAUCCUGCUUCUCUCUACCUCCUCAAGUCUACUCUAUUCAUUUCUGUCCACUAGAAGAAAAGAGAAGUGGAGGGGAGCAAGUGCUAUUUUUUAUGGGAUUCCCAAGCACAGCUAGAUUUAAGGACUAUCCCUGUUCCCCAUUCUGUCCUCUUCCCUUCUCACUGUUGUCCCUCUCCCAUGGAUUGUCCCUUCCUCCACACUCCUGUCUCUGCUACUCUGAUUCUGGGAGGUACAGGGGGGUUUGGCCCCAGCAGGAAAUCCCAGGGACCUACAUAAAAAUCCCAGCUCAGGGAAGGAUAUGUAUGCAAGGCACUUUCCCAGCAUCAGGGAUCAGUAAAAAACCACCCAGGAGUCCUGAUUCCCCACCUGCCAAACCAGUACUUAUUUUAGAUAACUGAGCAACCCACAGGACUCUAAGGGUGAAGACAGGAUGGAUGAGACAGGGGUUCGCCCAGGUCACUGCAUCCAGAGGGGCCCAGAAGGGGAAGGAGGCACAGCCUCCACCACAGCAGCUGCACCCGCCAUGCAGAGCAUCAAGUGUGUGGUGGUAGGCGAUGGGGCUGUGGGCAAGACGUGCCUGCUCAUCUGCUACACAACCAACGCCUUUCCCAAGGAGUACAUCCCCACAGUGUUCGACAAUUAUAGCGCCCAGAGUGCCGUUGAUGGGCGCACGGUGAACCUGAACCUGUGGGACACAGCGGGCCAGGAGGAGUACGACCGCCUCCGCACACUCUCCUACCCUCAGACCAACGUGUUUGUCAUCUGUUUCUCCAUUGCCAGUCCACCCUCCUAUGAGAAUGUGCGGCACAAGUGGCAUCCAGAGGUGUGCCACCACUGCCCCGACGUGCCCAUCCUCCUGGUGGGCACCAAGAAGGACCUGAGAGCCCAGCCUGACACCCUACGGCGCCUGAAGGAGCAGGGCCAGGCACCCAUCACACCGCAGCAGGGCCAGGCGCUGGCCAAGCAGAUCCACGCUGUGCGCUACCUCGAGUGCUCAGCCCUGCAGCAGGACGGCGUCAAGGAAGUGUUUGCCGAGGCUGUCCGGGCCGUGCUCAACCCCACGCCCGUCAAACGUGGGCGGUCCUGCGUCCUCUUGUGACCCUGGCACUCAGCUUGGCUGCCCCUGCCCCGCCACCAGUUGUGCCUUUGUGCCUUGGCGCCUUGUCUGCCCCCAGCUGUGCCUUAAGGACUAAUUCUGGCACCCCUUGCCAAGGGGGCUCCCCGAAUGCCUUUUUCUCCUUAAGGAGGCCCACGGGGAAAGGGGCUUUGGGCCCUGCCCCACUCUGCUUGGGAACACCAGGUAUGCUCAAGAGCUCACCCAGGCCAAGGUCGGACCCCUCCCCAAGAAGCCAACCCAGUGCCUCCUCCCCACUUUCCCCUACUGACCAGUUGAUCCAGCUUUCCACACAGAUGUUGCUGCCAAUUGUGGUGCCUUCUCUCAGGUUAGGAGCUCUCAGCCAUCCCUAACCUCUCCCUCGAUGCUCUUCGAAUUGCCCCCCACCCCCCAAGAUGCUCUCUCCCUUCCCCAGAGAAGGAGCCACAGACUCCUAAGAAGAUGAAUGUGCCCUAACCUACCCCCAUGUGCCCAGGCCUUACGCAUCCGCUGACUGACUCAGCCCCACCCCCACCCCCUCUGGGCUCCUGGGGGCCCCUCCUACCCCCAUCAGCAUCAAUAAAACCUCCUGUCUCCA